UAUUCACAAUAACAAAAAAAUCCGACUCGAUUUGACCGAGAUACAGACCCCUGAAAAUUAAAAAACCGUAGGAGAGACCAAGCUGAAUUUUUCUUGUUAAAAAUUGUGAAUAUGCAAAUGACCGUUCAAUAGUCUCUUGUCCAAUUGUCGUGAUAUUCCCCCAAUGUCCACAAUUUCAAACCUAAUUACUUUUAAUUAAUUGGUGGUCUAGGUAAAAACUUGAAUUAUAAGUGAAAGCAAACAUUUGGUUUUAUUCUCAAAUUUUUAACUUUUUAAAGAUUUUUUUAAAAAAAUGCCUUCGGUUUCAACAAAAAGUGGUUCAUCAAAAAGAAAAAAUACAGCAACAACAAAUUCUGAUUUAAAUACUUCAACUUCGUCGGCAACAACAACGCCAAAAAAUGUUGAAUUAACUGAAAAAGCUUUAGCAGAUUCAACAACUUCAACUGAUGGACAUCCUGUUCAUGAAGUUACUAAAAAGUGGAAUGUAGGGGAUAAAGUUUUGUGUCGUUAUAUGAAUGCUGAGAAUAUUUAUUAUGAAGCGAAGAUUAUGUCUUUGAAGACUAAAGAAGGAGAAACUGCUUAUGCUGUCCAUUAUCCGGGCUGGAGUUCUCGUCACGAUGAAGUUAUUCCACACAGUAAAGCAUUACUCCGCUUUAAGGAUUAUACACAGGAAGACGCAGAAAAAGCAAAGAUUAAAAGAGCUCAACAAGCAGCCAGUAAAAAGCGCAAAACUGCGGAUAAACGCUCUUCUGGUAUUUCGACAGCAGACGAUAGUCGUUCAAGUACUCCUGGUGGUGGUGAUACUUCUGCAAAACGCAAGACUGCCGCAAUUCGUAGACCUUUAGCCGCAGAUGUUCAUGAACGUCGAAAGGAAAUGCCACAAAUUGUUUUGCCGGAUGCUCUUCGACGUAUACUUAUUGAUGAUGAAAAUUUAAUUAACAAAAGUUGUUUUUUGCCUAAAUUGCCUGCUCGAAUUACUGCUUUUGAUAUUGUUCAGAAGUAUCGUGAAACUGUAAAUCCACGGGGUGUUUCACCUCGCGAAUUUUACAUUGAAAAUUCAAAUGUUUCUAAUGCUUUGCUUAAUCCUACAGCUGAGAAUUUAGAACAUAGUGCUCUUGGUCUUUUAGAUUAUUUUGAACAAGCAAUUGGGACAAUUCUUCUUUACAAAUUUGAACGUCCAAUGUUUAAUGAUCUUUAUGAAUCGUUGAAUAAAGAAAGGGCUGAAGAAGGGGAAAAUAAUGAAGAAGGGAAUGGUGAUGCUUUAAAUAAAGAUAAAGAGGAACAACAACAACGUAUCUGUUUUGCUAAACAAUUUGGAUUGCCACAUUUAUUGCGAAUGUUUGUUCGAUUUACAGACAUGUUGGGAUAUACAGACUGGAGUGAGCGUUCACUUGAAGCAAUUAUUCGUCAUGCGCAGGAUUUUGUUAUGUUUUUGAAUAAAAAUCAUCAAGAAUUUUUUAGUGUUGAUGAGGAUUAUGUUUUAGCUUCGGCUGAUUAUCACAAGCGUGUAUGGGGAAACAAUUCAUAA
Molecule: messenger RNA, 1528 nt
Organism: Meloidogyne enterolobii
Lineage: Eukaryota; Metazoa; Nematoda; Chromadorea; Rhabditida; Meloidogynidae
Source: the annotation of a GenBank genome assembly